Messenger RNA from Oppiella nova, 2000 nucleotides. Lineage: Eukaryota; Metazoa; Arthropoda; Arachnida; Sarcoptiformes; Oppiidae. The record is from the annotation of a GenBank genome assembly.
CCCAUCGUAUUGCUCGUGAAGUACGUAAUGUUUGGCACAUUUGAGACGACAAUCACAGCGCUGGAGGUCAGGGAGGACUCCAUUCGUAUGAAACGUGUCGCCAAGAAUUGCCCGAAAACCAGAUUCCGCUCCAAUAUUAUCAUUCCGUUCACUGGUAUACAAACUCUGUUCUACUGUACCGACCCGUCCCUACCGGUGCUAUUCAUUCAAGUGACCAAUGAGUUGAGCGCUAAAUUUCGUGAGCACCUGUCCCUCGGAGACCAGUCCCCCAAUGGACUCAAAUUUGAUGUCACUUCCAAUGACUCGAGGGAACAGUAUAUUAUAAUUAUGUUGAACGAUAGGAUCAAACAAACUCUGGUCUUAAUACUGAAGUGGAUUACUGGUGACCACUGCCUGCCAAUGGAGGCGCCCGAGGGUUGGCUACUGUUGAAUAGGGCCCGCAGUAAGAGUGAUAGUCUCCGAAAUAGCAGUCAAUUCUAUCGGUCAUACUAUCCGUGUUCAUUAUCACCGGAAAUGGGUUUCGAUUUGCUGUCCAUUUGCACGGAUAGGGAUGAACUGGAAAUCCCGAUCGGAUGCAAGUGUUGCUUCUGUGGCCUACUUCUCGAGGACGGCGUCCGUCUGUCGGGUUGUGAUCACAACGCGUGCACCCAAUGUAUGACCGAAAGGGCCAAACACUCGGCCACGUGUUCGGUGGACAGACAGCCCUAUAGGCCGGACAGGUGUCGCCUACUGGUCGGCGAGAUUGAGGACUGGCUGUCGGACAUACGGGUUAAGUGUCGCCACUUUGACGGCCGAUACUGUACGGCCACCCGUUUGGCGCUCCCAGACGUGCGCCACCACGAGGACAGGUGUUUCAAUCGGUCGCGCUUUCACUUCGGCGCAGACACCCAAUCGGAUCAGUCCGCCCAUCACACCAUACUUGUGCCCAAAUACAAGUGCACCCAAUGCGGGGAACGGUCGGCCAUAGCGUGCAAUCCAUUGUCUGAUCGCAUGUGCAGUGAGUGCGGCCAUACCUCUGGCCCUCACAUACAGCCGAUGGCCGUGAACUCGACGGUUAGACCACUCGUACGACAGAUCCCGUGGUUGCAGACAUCGCAAAGACGCGAAGAGUGGCCGCAAUCGGAGUCGACGGUGAGAUCAGCUCUUCGUGAGCCGUGGGACGGGAGCGGCACUCAUAUGACUGAAGUAGGAGUGGAUGAGUCGACUGAAGAGGACGGGGAGACCGAAGACGACGACAAUAGUAUUGGUAUUCAAUGCGAACUCAAGAGUGUCGACGAACUGACCGCAAGUCUUGCCAAUUUGGACGCCAAAGAGAUGACAGUCAAAGAGUUGGGAAACGAUUUGUUUGGUUUACCAAUGAUUUUAUUCGCGGAAUACCUGCUGUUAGGCACCUAUAGGUCGGACAUCCGGGCCGUCGAGUUGAUCAACUCGGGCCUUAAAUUGUCAAACAUUGACGCAAACAGUUGUGACAAACGAAUCAAAUACCAGAUUCUGGUGCCGUUUGACGAGAUCGUAAGCGUCCGCUACUCUACCGAUCCCACACUACCGGUGCUCAUGAUUAGGCCGCACCUUGAGUUCAACACCGAAGUGAAUAAACGAUUGUUUUUGGGCGAUAACUCUCCCAAUGGUUUCAGAUUUGAUAUCAAUUCCAGCGACACGAGUGAACACAACCUCAUAGUUGUGUUGAGAGAGAAAUUGACGCAAAAGUUUGUCAGCGUUUUGGAGGUGUGCUUAAGACAGGCGGGCAAUGAAUGCGAAUGUGUGGAAAUGGAGCCCAUGGAAGGGCCACGACUACUGGUGCGGGCGUUGCACCCAUCGGCUAAUCUGGGAAAUAAUGACCAGCGGUUCCAGGACUUACUUCAUAAGAUCCAUUCAUUCAUUACAAUAAAAAAGUAAUGUUUGCCUUCAAUACAUGUUAUAAUCGGUGGUCACCAAUGGUUGCGUCCAAUCGGGAGCACCGGUAUUCUUAUCUAAAUAAUGUGCUAUUAAUAGUCUACUAG